AUGACCCCACAGCCAAUGCUGUCAAUGUUUGAAAAACAACCCAAGGAAGCUGCUAUCCAAAAGCGGAGCGAAAGGAGGAGAAUGGUAACAAAGGAGGUCCCUCCUACAGUGGAAGGUAAAUAAAUACAUUUGAUUAAAAAUUCACUUUUUUAGUGUACAUGUCCAAUUCUUGGUUAUACAAAGAAGAGUGAAUCGAACAACAGAGAAUACUAUUCACUGUAGUGCUUUCUAUUUCUAAGACCAGAAUGGCUGCCAUUUCAUUUGUUCCUGGUUUGCAAACCAGGAAUACAAUAAUAUUAUUCUUAUUCAUUCUGUUGGCUAAUAUGAGUUGAUUUUUCUGCUCUCAGCUCCUGUAGAACAACCCGAGGGAAGAACAGGGGCCCAGACAACAGCAAGAAAGGAAAGACGAUGCAGAACAUGCAAAGAACCCCUCAAAGGUCACAAGAAUGUGACCCAUUGCCCUAAAAACCAAAAGUAG
Molecule: messenger RNA, 478 nt
Organism: Porites evermanni
Lineage: Eukaryota; Metazoa; Cnidaria; Anthozoa; Scleractinia; Poritidae
Source: the annotation of a GenBank genome assembly